Molecule: messenger RNA, 453 nt
Organism: Aspergillus oryzae RIB40
Lineage: Eukaryota; Fungi; Ascomycota; Eurotiomycetes; Eurotiales; Aspergillaceae
Exons: 2
Coding region: 1-453 (150 amino acids)
Source: RefSeq, a predicted model, not a curated record
AUGUUGAUGUUACUACCCAUGCCAUGGCUGCUCAGGGUGAAAACAUCAUGGACGCGCCGCCUCCAGCUCGUCGGACUGUUUGCAAUUGGAUUACUACUCAUCGCAAUAGCUAUCGUCCGCCUUCCAUCAUUCGAUGAUAAUACCUCCCAGCUGAACCGAAACACCUGGGGCUCCGUGGAGGAAUUCCUCGCUGCAUUCGUCGCCAAUGUGCCUACCUUAUAUACCCUGCGACGAAGAGCCGACAAGAGCUACCCCACAUAUUACAGCCACGGUGCGUCUGAGGGCCGUAUGGGUGGCUCACGGCAUCCGCCUCAUAAUGAAGGGAUAUUGGUCACCAAUAGUGUUCAGCUCGAGUAUAUGGUUGAUGGUAGACACAAGUCGCAGGGCUCGGACCAUAAUGUUGUAAGACAGGAUAGUAACGAGCAGCUGGUGGGGGAUGAGCGAUGGCGUUGA